This is a messenger RNA of Symbiodinium necroappetens, 351 nucleotides long. The record is from the annotation of a GenBank genome assembly. NCBI's taxonomy places the organism in Eukaryota, Dinophyceae, Suessiales, Symbiodiniaceae.
AUGCGGCCGACUUGCACUUCACAAGGAGCCUCUGGCGCGACUGCUGGCAGGAUCCUUGCGUGGCAAAGUGCCGAGAUUAUCGUCGCAGCAUGUGGCCAAUUGCCUUCUGACGAUUUCCCGCCUAUCACUGGCAUCCGAAGAGUUUGCAGCACUGCUGGCCGCGCUGCAGGCUCGGCUGUUGAGAAAAGAUGUGGAUUUCGAAGUGCAGCAACUGGACACGGCCUCAGCGCAUCAUGUACAAGUUGCGAGCGUUCAGCGCCUGCUCUGUAUGCGGUUUGGGCCCUUUUUCUGAUGAUCUCCCACAAGCCACAAGCUUUGGAUGUAAGUAGGCAUUUACCCCGCCUUUCUUAG